Messenger RNA from Aspergillus costaricaensis CBS 115574, 1683 nucleotides. Its product is annotated as putative MFS quinate transporter. The transcript has 4 exons. Gene Ontology annotation, biological process: carbohydrate transport; transmembrane transport. The coding region runs from base 97 to 1683 and encodes 528 amino acids. Gene Ontology annotation, cellular component: membrane. Gene Ontology annotation, molecular function: carbohydrate:proton symporter activity. The record is from RefSeq and is a predicted model, not a curated record. Lineage: Eukaryota; Fungi; Ascomycota; Eurotiomycetes; Eurotiales; Aspergillaceae.
CUCCAUAGUGCUUAAUACACAUCUAUUAUCUCGUCGGCUAAUAUCCCCCAAAAUAGCUGAUUCCAGCUCCAUCGCGGUUCCUCCCGCUUCGCCAUCAUGGGAUGGAAGGCGAUUGACUGGUCUCGGUGGACCACAAAUCCCUAUUAUGCCUUAGUGAUCUUUAUUAUAGCCUGUGGCAGCAUUCCUAAAGGUUACGAUGAGGGUGGCUACAGUGCCAGCGUCAAGCUCGAGUCGUUCAUGGUCGACUUCAACCUCCUGUCCUCUAACUGGACUAACGAUGCCACUGGCCUGGCCAACCGCAAGGCGAACAUAACCUCCUUCAAUGUGUUGGGUGCUGCAUUUGGUGCGUUGUUCUCGCUGGACCUGAACGAUCGCUUGGGUCGAGUACGGACAUGGCAACUGUCUGUUCUGGUCUGGGGAUCGGGCCUUUUCAUCCAAGUCUUCUCCUCCGGCAUCUAUGGUCUAUUACUGUUUGCUAGAAUUUGGAGUGGUCUGGGCGCCGGUGCCUUAACAGUGACUACGCCUUUGUACCUGUCAGAGAUCGCGCCGGCAAGGACUAGAGGCUUGGUAGUCAGCGUUUAUAUGGUGGUCUUGCUCACCAUCCUCACUGUGGGGUUCUUUGUCAACUAUGGGGCUGACCUGCAUAUGGCCCCUACCCGGGAACAAUAUCGCCUGGUCCAGUCGAUUCCACUAAUCCCUACGGGCCUAGCCUUCUUUGCUUCCUUCAUUGUACCUGAGACACCUCGUUAUCUGGUGUCCAAGCAGCGGCCCGAGGAGGCGCGAGAUGUACUAGCUCGGUUCCGUGGGAAAGACAUUUCCGAUCCCGAGGUUGAUGAAGAAUUUAGUACAAUCGAAGCUCAAGUGCGCGCCAAGGCAGCAGACUUGGCGUCUGUCAGUCACUGGCAAGCUUUCAAGGAGUCCCAGUUAAACCCUAAUUAUCGCCAGCGGUUCUGGCUCCUCAUGACCAUGCAAACUAUCGCCCAGUGGACCGGAGGAAACGGUAUCACUUACUACAUCUCUAAUAUCUUCCAGUAUGCUGGCAUCACUGGAAACGCCGAAUCUCUCAUCUCCUCAGGUGCAUAUGGCAUUGUCAAGGUCGUCUUCACACUGGCGUUUACUUGGGUCUUCAUUGAUCUCCUGGGCCGACGUCGCUGCGCGUUGACCGGACUUAGUCUCCAGCUGGCUGCUCACAUCUACAUGGGCGCUUACAUGGGUCUGCAACCGGGCGCCGCUAAAAACGAGAACGCUUCCAAUGCCGCCAUUGCAUCCGUCUUCGUCUACGCCGUUGGCUGGUCCAUCGGUCUCUGCACCAUCCCGUACCUGUAUGGUACAGAAAUCUUCCCCACUCGCAUCCGCAACGUGAGCUACGCUCUCAGCAUGACUUUGCAUUGGUUCUUCCAAUUCGCUGUCGUUCGGGUCACACCCAACAUGUUCGUUUCCCUUAACGUCUGGGGUGCGUACCUAUUCUGGGCCAUCAUCUGCUUUCUGGGCAUCAUUAUCCUCGGUAUUUGGAUGCCCGAGACCAAAGGUGUUCCCAUGGAGCGCAUGGGCGAUCUCUUCGAUUGCCCUUGGUACCUUCGCUGGCGUGCGAAGCCGAAGGAUGUCGCGUCGUCUUCGGCCUCCACUGCCGGUGAGGGCAGUGUCGAUGCCAAGCAAGUGGACAGCAAAAGUGUGCCUCUGUAG